Molecule: messenger RNA, 801 nt
Organism: Nylanderia fulva
Lineage: Eukaryota; Metazoa; Arthropoda; Insecta; Hymenoptera; Formicidae
Source: RefSeq, a predicted model, not a curated record
AUGGCGCUGAUCUCCUUUGAUGAGGGACCAUCUAAAUAUACCGAAGAUAUCUUAAAAGUGUUGGAGCUAAAGGGUGUUAGGGCUAUGUUCUUCCUAAAUCCCAGAAAUAUUACCAAGGAGAUAGUUGAUAAGAUCUUAGAGGGUGAUCAUUCUAUAGGAUUGAGUGUGGUGGAGGAUUAUUCUGAGAUGGACAUUGAUGAGAUAAAGAGAAGUAUAAAUGGAAAUAUCUCAAGUUUUAUCGAGAAGAUUGGAUAUAAACCAAAGAGUGUCAGACUACCAAGAAUGGGAUACAAUAAUGAAACUGUAAAGAUUGCUGAAGAGUGUGGAUUAAUAGUCAGCAGACCCAUUGUUGAUUCCGAGGAUGUGGAUCUCCAUGAUUUUACACCUUACUUGAUAGACCAUAUAAAAGGCACUGAUCCAGGAAGUGAGUCUAUUUCCAUUGUAUUUAGAGACAGGGUUAGUAAAACACUCAGAAGUAUUGGAGUGAUAAUUGAUCUUUUAUCUGAUAAGGGAUAUUCCAUUGUAAGUUUUCGUGAGUAUUCCGGAAUGUGUGAUAAACUAGAGAGGAUGGAAGAGAACAGUGAAAUGAAAGAAAACGAAGUAGCAGAUGUGGAAAAUAAGGUAAAUGGUACAAAUGAAGUAGGUGAGGAAAGUGAUGUAGGAGAAGAGGGAUCGAGUGGAGAGGGUAAAAUGGAAGAAGAUGAAGAAGUAAGAACAAUGGACAACUCUACAAAGAAUUGGAGUGAAAGAUUCAAAACCUUCUAUACUCUUCCAUUGGUAGCUCUUUUAAUUAUUACUUGA